Agelaius phoeniceus (red-winged blackbird) is the source of this 2040-nucleotide messenger RNA. NCBI's taxonomy places the organism in Eukaryota, Metazoa, Chordata, Aves, Passeriformes, Icteridae. The record is from RefSeq and is a predicted model, not a curated record.
CCAGUGUCACCAAGAGGGGACAUUGCACCCAUAGACCCCCUCCCCAAAUCUGACAACCCCAACCCCAAGUGGGGCACACAGCACCCACCAACCCCCCCACCCUCGGGGCUCUGCAAAUGCCAUUUUUUUAACCCAAAAAGAGCCAAAUCUGGCAGGAAUUAAAGGGGUUAGGAGGGGGGUGGUGACAGGACGCACACAGGGGGGUUCUUGGCUGGGACAAAGGGACUGGGGGAGCCCCCUGGUGUCCCCCCCCAUUGUAUUGACAGCAAACGGAGCCCCUCCCUCCCCACUGUUUACUGUCAACAGCCCGAACUGGUCCCAACUGGGCCAAACUGGGCCCGGCCCCGCUCCCAUUCCCCUCCCCGUGCCUAUAAAGGUGGGGAUGGGGCCGCCCCCCUGUCCCUCGGUGCUGUCACCCUCUGCUCGCGGGGUGUCCCCCCUGUCCCCCACCAUGCUCUUCUGGCACGGCCAGCCCGAGCCCUGCUGGUCCAGCCCUGGGGACGUGUUCCCCCUGCCCGCCUCGGGGGCGCUCAGGGACCCCCCGGUCCUGCCCUGCCUGAAGCAGGAGGAGCCCAAGGGCGUCUCCUCAUGGCAGCCGCCCUUCCGGUACAUCCUGUGUGCCCCGACCUCCCCGGCCGUGCGGCGCCACGAGGAGACCCUCACCUACCUGAACCAGGGGCAGCCCUACGAGAUCCGCAUGAUGGGAAUGGGAACGGGAACGGCCCGGGGGGACCCGGCCGAGGGGCGCAGGGUGGUCAAGAGCCUGGUCCGGGUGGUUUUCCACGACCGCCGCCUGCAGUACUCGGAGCAGCAGCAGCUCGAGGGCUGGCGCUGGAGCCGCCCGGGCGACCGAAUCCUGGACAUCGACAUCCCGCUCUCCGUGGGGAUCCUGGAGCCCCAAAUCCACCCCACGCUGCUCAACACGGUGGAAUUCCUCUGGGACCCCUCCCAACGCACGUCCGUGUUCGUGCAGGUUCACUGCAUCAGCACCGAGUUCACGCUGCGGAAGAACGGGGGGGAGAAGGGGGUCCCAUUCCGCAUCCAGAUCGACACCUUUGGGGUGGGGGGCAAGGCGGACCCCCCCGAGCACCUGCACUCCGCCAGCUGCCUGGUCAAGGUGUUCAAGCCCAAGGGGGCCGAUAGGAAGCAGAGGACGGAGCGGGAGAAGGUGGAGAAGCAGCCGGCGGCCGAGAGGGAGAAAUUCCAGCCGCCCUACGAGAGCACCGUGCUGGCCGAGUGCCCCCCAUGGCCGGACGCGCUGGGUGCCCCCCACAGCCCCCCGGGGCUGCCGUCCCUGCACCCCUUCAAGCUGCUGAGCCCCGAGAGGGUGUGCCUCGCGUCCCCCGUGUCCCCCGCCUGCGCUGCCGAGGGCCCCGCGGAGAGUCCUGGCGAGGCGCUGAGCCCCUGCGCUUCCCCGCUGGAGACGCAGCAGUGGCUGCUCCGCCGCCGCUUCUCCUCCUGCGCCCGCGUCUUCGCCAACUUCACCGGCGCGGAUCUGCUGAAGCUCUCGCGCAGGGACCUGAUCCAGAUCUGCGGAGCCCCGGACGGGAUCCGCCUCUGCCACGCCCUGGCGGGCAGGUGCCCGCGGCCCCGGCUGACCCUGUACGUGACACGGGAACCCGGCGGGGCUGAGAGUGCGGAGGGGGCGGGAUCAGGGCUGUACCAGGAGCUGCACCUGCAGCAGCUGACGGUGCCCGAGCUCACCGCGAGGUUGGCGCAGCUGCUGGGGCUGCCCCCGGGGCAGAUCCUGCGGCUCUCCCGCCAGGGCCCCGCCGGCAUCCACGUCCUCGUCAGCGACGCGAUGAUCAGGAACCUCCAGGACGAGACGAGAUUCGUGGUGGCGAUCGGCAAAGCCCCCGGCCCCGAGGGCUUCCAGCUGCUGCUGCGGUAGGAGCCGGCCACGCUGGGAAGGGACCGAGAGAGGAGCCCGGGGCUGGCAGAGCCCCCAGAGCCCGCCCGAGAGGACGGGACCCGUCCUAUCCCCCCCCGUGUCCUUGGUGUCCCCGCUUUCCAUUAAAGAACGGCGGGAGCGGCCCCGGA